Messenger RNA from Aegilops tauschii subsp. strangulata, 1154 nucleotides. Its product is annotated as peroxidase 1. Gene Ontology annotation, biological process: hydrogen peroxide catabolic process; response to oxidative stress. The record is from RefSeq and is a predicted model, not a curated record. Lineage: Eukaryota; Viridiplantae; Streptophyta; Magnoliopsida; Poales; Poaceae. Gene Ontology annotation, molecular function: heme binding; peroxidase activity.
ACUGCAAGGACAUAUCAAUCCACCCACGUUUCAUCGAUCUUACGCAGAUCACUUAACAAUCCAGUAGCAAGACAUCCUUGCUUCUGAAGCUUCAUGGCGAUGGGGUCUUUCCUGAUCCCUCUAUCCCUGCUGGUUCUCGCCGCGAGCUCGGCCGUGGCCCAGCUGGAGAUCGGAUACUACCGCAAGUCAUGCCCGGACGUGGAGGCUAUAGUCCGCGAGGAGAUGGUGAAGAUCAUCUCCGCCGCGCCCAGCCUCGCCGGCCCGCUCCUCCGGCUUCAUUUCCACGACUGCUUCGUCAGGGGCUGUGACGCGUCUGUGCUGCUGGACUCCACCAAGGGCAAGCUGGCAGAGAGGGACGCCAAGCCCAACAAGAGCCUGCGGGGAUUCGGCUCCGUGGAACGGGUGAAGGCCAAGCUCGAGGCCGCAUGCCCUGGCAUCGUCUCCUGCGCCGACGUGCUCACGCUCAUGGCACGCGACGCCGUCGUCCUGGCCAAGGGGCCCUCCUGGCCCGUGGCGCUUGGCAGGAGAGACGGCAGCAUCUCCAGUGCCACCGAGGCGAGCGACGAGCUGCCUCCUUCCUUCGGCGACGUCCCUCUGCUCACCCGGAUCUUCGCCUCCAAGGGUCUCGGCCUCAAGGACCUCGUCGUCCUCUCCGGCGCGCACACGCUCGGCACGGCGCACUGCCCGUCGUUCGCCGACCGGCUCUACAACACCACCGGCAACGGCCUCGUCGACCCGUCGCUGGACAGCGAGUACGCCGACAAGCUGAGGCUGAAGUGCAAGAGCGUCGACGACAAGAGCAUGCUGUCGGAGAUGGAUCCCGGCAGCUACAGGACCUUCGACACCAGCUACUACCGCCACGUCGCCAAGCGCAGGGGCCUCUUCCGCUCCGACGCCGCGCUCCUCACUGACGCCACCACCGAGGAAUACGUCCGGCGCGUCGCUACCGGCAAAUUCGACGACGCGUUCUUCAGGGAUUUCAGCGAGUCCAUGAUCAAGAUGGGCAACGUCGGCGUGCUUACCGGCGGUGACGGAGGCAUAAGGAAGAAAUGCUACGUCCUCAACUAGAGAAGCAAAUAGCGGAUUAACGCCGUGGAACAAGUGUUUGUUGAGAAUUGGAAACCAGAUGGUGUAUCUUAAUUUGUCUAUUGUUA